Saprolegnia diclina VS20 is the source of this 1879-nucleotide messenger RNA. RefSeq lists its product as hypothetical. The coding region runs from base 409 to 1818 and encodes 469 amino acids. The transcript has a single exon. Gene Ontology annotation, molecular function: protein binding. The record is from RefSeq and is a predicted model, not a curated record. Lineage: Eukaryota; Oomycota; Saprolegniomycetes; Saprolegniales; Saprolegniaceae.
GCUUGGUGUUCCUCAAUUUCCACAAGAUGCUCGAAUGAGAACGAGGCCGUCGAAUGUGGGCCGACGAGAUUCGGCCGGCAUCUUCAUCUAUCACUCGGUCUAGCCUAUCGCCAUGGCCGCGACUGCUUCCGUGCAUGAAGAAGGCUUGGCAGAGCAUUUUUUGCAUGCUGACGCCGAUACCGACUGCAACGGCUGACAUAGGACCAUGUCUCGAGGCCACACUUCGUAGUACGACGGCAACUCCAAAGCGUCCAAAGCUCCCCGUGGCUUCCCCACCCAACAAGUCUCGCCCACAUGUCGUUUGCGGCGUGUGCCACCUUUUGUAACACGGAAAUAGUGUGUCUCCUGAAGUAGCGUGACAACACUACCACGGUGCUUGAAGCGUGUUUUUGUAUCAAUCACGAAGCAAUGGACGCCGCCACCGACUCGGAUGCGAUGCUCGAGGCGUACGAGGCGACGCUGUACGCUGGCAAGUCGGCCGACGAGGUCGACGCCAUCAAGACGCGCAAAAAGCAUGCAACAACGGUCGCGGUCUGCCAAGCGAUGCUGCUCCAGGAGACGUGGCUCGAGGACCCGUCCAUCUCGGAGCGCGAGAUCUACCUUUGCUACGCGACCGCGCUCGAGGGCCUGCACCGGCGCUACGAAGCCAUCGACGUUCUCUCCAGCGCCAUCGACAUGUACUUCCCUGACGACCCGUCGCUGCUCCUCGCGCUCGGGCGACUGCAAUUCAAGGCCGGUCACUACAACGACGCGCUCGCGCUGUGCGUGGCCGUGACCGAAAUCUUUGCCAAAGACGCAGCGGCGUGCGACGUUGACACGGCCGCCGACGCCUACCAUCUUGCAGGCUGGGUCAAGAUCCACGGCGACGACCAUACGCGCGCCUACAAGCUCUGGAGCGAUGGCAGUCGAGCGAUCCCGUCAUGCCCCGUCCUUGCGCGGCAGCGCCGCAAGCGCCAGUGCUGGGACGAAGCAGCGGUCCAUGAAGAGCUAUUGCCGAAUCUCGUUGGCGACGGCGCGCUACCGCCGUUUGCAGUGCAAGGGUUCGAAGCGGCGCCGACUCCUGCCCACGCUAUCUUUGAUGCCACCGCACAAGCCGGCCGGCUCGUGUUUCGCUCACAAUUGCCGCUUCUGACACGCAGCGAGUGCGAAAAUGUGCUUGCGCUCGUGCAUGCGCACCACGAGGCUGUCCUUGGCGGUGUCUGGGGCACGGUGCGGCACUCGAGCGUCAAGACGACCGACGUGGCGGUCGAAGACAUUGCAGCGCUGCGCCCGUGGCUCCGUACUCUGCUCGCAACGCGCGUGUACCCGUUCUUGGCGACGUGCUUUCCAGUCCUCGCCGAUGGGUCGAGCAUGUUCGAUGCCGUGACGCAACAGAGUCGGUGCCGCGUGCACGAUGCCUUUAUCGUGCGCUACGACGCUGAGCGCGACGGGUCGCUGAGUCUCCCCGAGCACAACGACACGAGCGUCACGAGCGUCGUCAUCACGCUCAACGACACCUUUGUCGGUGGCGGCACGUGGUUCGAAGCGCUCGACCAGGUGGUGGACGCCGGCGUCGGGCACGCGGUCGCGUUUGCCGGCCCGCUGCGGCACGCUGGGUACCCGAUCUCGAAAGGCACACGCAUGAUCCUCGUGCUCUUUCUCUACGUGGCCGACUUUGCGUACGGGACGUACCUCGACAACUACGGCGCCACCGAGACGACGACCGCAGCGCGAACGACUCCGUCGGGUGACGCGCCCGGUGGGUUCGUCGUCUACAACCAGACCGUCGAGCUUGUCAACACGCUCAACCAAGGCACGACCAUGGACCUCAGCGCGUAGAGUAAACGUCCGCAUUUCAAUACACAUCACCGUGUUCCUUCUCCCGAGGAAGAGUCUCGCU